AUGACUCAUAGUGAUUGGGUGGACUGGUGGUUACAGACCGACUAUGGAAGAAAGAGCAGGAUACAUUUGGAUUCAAGUCAUCAGUCAGAUAUUUGGGGCCAUUUUCACCAGGUGGCACAUGGAAUAGAUGGUGCGCCAAAAGUUAUGUGUAAACCCUGCGGCCAGAUUCUUGAGCAUCCUUAUUCUCUCAGUAAGGGAGCUGAUGGGAAGGACCAGCGUCAUGGCUUAUCGACGAUGAAAAGACAUCUCACAACCGCUGGAUGUCAGAAAGCUAAUAAAGGUCACAAUGCAGAAAUCACUAAAUUUCUUAAGAAGGGUGAUAACACUCCGACCGAAGCUACUUUUUCACAAGAAGGCUGGGAAGAAGAGAUCUUAUCGUUUCUAUCUAUGAAUCGGCUUCCAUUUCAUCUCAUUGAGCACCCAACGUUUAAGAGCCUAAUCAAAAUGGCUCGCUCUGCCCCAUCUCCUCCUACGAUUCCCUCCGCAAUGACUAUCCGUCGUCGACUAGAAAGCCUAGUUGAGGAUCGACAACAGCGUAUUCUUCGAAUGCUUCCUGCUAGUUCUAAGCUAUCUAUCGCGCUUGACUGCUGGACCUCCCCAUACUCUCAGGCUUUUAUGGCGAUCACUGGCUAUUUCAUCGAUGCUGAUUGGGUAUAUCGAGGGGUGCUACUUGAUUUCAAACCUAUUUAUGGGGCGCAUACUGGUGCGAAUUUGAGUAGUGUCCUUAUGGAAACCCUCGUGAAGCAUGGGAUAGAAGACCGGGUGUUUGGUUUAAAUACGGAUAACGCAUCAAACAAUAAGACAUUGGUUGAUUCGCUCCAGCAAGCUUUAUCGGAUGGUGUUCUUAUUAUCCAAAUUCCGUGCCUUGCACAUAUUAUCCAGCUCAGUCUUAACCAGCUUCUUGGUCAUAUUAAGGCAGUUCCAUUAAACGACACAGCCGAGACAAAGUGGACAGAGCAACAGUCUUCAAUGGCCCAGGCAAACGCACAACACCGGGAGAGAGAGAUCUUCUACACAUUGAAUAAGAUCCGCUAUCUUGCGAUCUACGUGAACGCAAGCCCUCAGCGUCGGGAGACAUUCAAUAAUCUCCAGAUUAAGGACCCAAAGCUUAUGCCAAUUCAGGAUGUGAAGACUCGAUGGAAUUCAACAUUCCUAAUACUUCGUCGUGCAAAGCGGCUCCGCGCUAUCUUUACACCAUUCUGCGUUGAGUAUGAUCGUGAAGAUCUAUUACUUAAUAAUGAAGAAUGGCGUCAAGUAGACUAUCUUCUUUGCAUCACUGAGCCAUUCUUUGACUAUACUACUCAGCUUUCAAAGACUCGGGAUAUCACUGCGCAUUAUGUGUUUAAAGUUUACAAUAAACUCUUUGAACACCUUGAACAGUCAAUGGAGCAGCUCCGGCGGAAGUGUAUCCCAUGGAAAAAACAUAUGCUUAACGCACUUGAAGCUGGCAGAUUAAAGCUAGAUGAGUAUUACUCUCAGACUGAUAAUGUCCGAGGGCAUAUCUAUGCGGUCAAUACAAUGCUUGCGCCCGUUAACAAGUUUCAGUUUUUUCUGACUGAUGAUUGGGAUCAAAAGUGGCGCGACACUUAUCGCAAAUCCUUUCAAGAAGCUCUCGCUCCAUACCAGGAUCGUCUUUCUGAUACUCAAGGCUCGCAAGAAGGCUCUCAAGUGGCAGUCAGGCCAAGUUCAAAACUUGAUAAGAUGUUGAAUGGAAGCAAAAAGCAGCCAAAGGCAGCCGCUGAUGAAAUGACACAAUAUCUUGACAGUGAUACAAUUGAUAUUGGGCCUCUUGCGUUCUGGAGAGAAAAUCAAGGCCGCUUUCCGGCGAUUGCAGCUCUUGCGCGAGAUGUCCUCUCAGUUCCAGCAACCGGUGCUGGUGUUGAACGGCUGUUUAAUACUGCUCGAGAUAUCUGUCAUUAUCGACGAGGAAGGAUGAAAUCCGAAACGAUUCAAGAGCUAAUGAUGUUCCUUUGUACUUCAAGAUUUGAUCUUGAAGAGAAGGAGUCUCAGUGGCUCGAGAAAUUCUUCUCUCGAGAAGAGAUUGAAGCAGCGAAGGAAGAGAAGGAUGAACGGCUUGAUGAGGUUGAAGUCGAACCAAUCAGUGAUACUGAGGAGCUAAAUGAUAAAUUGGAUGAUGAGAUAAUGGCACACGUAGCUCCUUCUCAUGCUGUCGAGGACCAUACUGAGCCUAACCUGCCAGAGAAUCACACUCAAGUACGGGCUUCAGGGCGGAAGCGUAAGAGUCGUGAGGAUGAUGCCUUUGAGUAUCAUUAA
Penicillium brasilianum is the source of this 2274-nucleotide messenger RNA. The record is from the annotation of a GenBank genome assembly. Lineage: Eukaryota; Fungi; Ascomycota; Eurotiomycetes; Eurotiales; Aspergillaceae.